GCGGCCUUCAAACUUUGCAGAGUUAAGAAAGUGCUGGUGGGGCCGAAGGCGGUGCCGAUGUUGGUCACCCACGACGGCCGGACUUUGCGAUUUCCGCAUCCGGAAAUUAAAGUCCACGACACUGUUCGCCUCAACAUCGCGGACUCCAAGAUUCUGGACACGUACAAGUUCGAAGUGGGCAACGUGGCGAUGGUGACCGGCGGCCACAACGUCGGCCGCGUGGGCUCGAUCGUCAGCCGCGAGCGGCACUUAGGCAGUUUCGACGUUGUGCAUUUGCGAGACGCCCGCGGCAACGAAUUCGCCACGCGAAUUGGCAACGUUUUCGUCAUUGGCCGCGGCGAGAAGCCCGUGGUCGCGCUGCCCAAGGACAAGGGCAUUCGCCUCACCAUCUUCGAGGACCGCCAGCUCAAACUCAAGAAAAACGCAGGACUCUGA
Eimeria necatrix is the source of this 435-nucleotide messenger RNA. RefSeq lists its product as hypothetical. NCBI's taxonomy places the organism in Eukaryota, Apicomplexa, Conoidasida, Eucoccidiorida, Eimeriidae. The record is from RefSeq and is a predicted model, not a curated record. Gene Ontology annotation, biological process: translation. The annotation marks the transcript as partial. Gene Ontology annotation, cellular component: cytosolic small ribosomal subunit; ribosome. The transcript has 2 exons. Gene Ontology annotation, molecular function: structural constituent of ribosome; RNA binding.